AUGGAAAUACCACGACAUGGUUAUAUUAAAAAAAUAAUAUUACUCCUAUUAGUAAUAUUAGUAUUUUAUUAUCUGCUCAUUAAAACAAAUAAAUAUGAAUUAAAAAAUACAUUUAAAGUAUUUCAUCAUAUUCUUAAUCGAAGUCGAAUUAUGGAGAUCCUCAUUCCAGUUUAUAAUACGACUAUAUUAAACCGUAUUAAGAACAUUACUAAUCGUACAACUACUACUGCUGCUACUACUAAACGAUCCGUUAUUACUACUAAAACAACUGGUCGUCCUACAACUAUUGAUCCAGCAGAAUUGCUUGUCGAAAGAUCUCCAUCUGCUGCACGUCUUAAUGCAAAGGCUCCCACUGGCGGUCUAGCUGUUUUUCUUUUUCAAACUGAACAUCAUGUUCUCGCCGAUCUUCAAUUGUAUCUUAUUCGAAAACUUGCGAUAGAUCUAGUGGCUCUUGAAUUAUUUGUUGAUAGACCACCAACACAAAACAUGCGUGAUGUUGCUCUUGCACAUAAUGCUGGACUUCAUAGUUUUCCAGUUGAACGACAUAAACCUAAUGCUGGAGGAUCAGAUAGAAAUACUGAUAUCGUUAAUUGGGCAAUAUCUCUAAAAGCUAAACAAUAUCUUGGUAAUGGUACUGCAAUUCUAUUACUCGAUGGUGAUGUUUUUCCUUUAACUCCAUUUGAUUCAGUAACAUUAUUAAAUUCUCGUGAUGUUGUUUGUCGAAAACAUCCAGCAUUAUUCGCACGUUUUUGUUGGAUUGGAUUUAUAUGUUUAGGACCACAGUUAUAUGACACUAUUGAUCAUUUUGAUGUAGGACAAACUAUGCGUCAAGGUAAAUCGUACGAUUCCGGUGGUAAAACAAUCGAAUAUUUUUUAAAAUAUGAAAAUGCUUCAUUUUCAUGGAUGAGAGAAACAAUAUUUCUUGGCACUGAUAAAGACUUAUUCUGGGGUGCAAUGGAUCAAGAUAUUCAAUGGAUCGGACAAAACUUUGGGCGAUGUGAUAAAUGUGGACCUGAAAUAUUUUUAUCACCAUUUAAUGUUAGUAAUGCUGUUUUUUAUCAUAUGAUUAGUGCAACUUCAGAAUGGCGAUUUGGACAUCAAGGUCCACGACGACAAUCAAUCCAUAAUUCUGUAAUGCGAUCUCCUUAUGGACCUAAUAAAACUUAUUCAAUGUCUGAUAUGAUUGCAUCAAUAAAAAAAGUUCAACAAAUGAAAUUAAUACCAUUUUUUGGUGAUUUAACCUGUGAAAAAAUAUGUCGUGGUUAA
This is a messenger RNA of Adineta steineri, 1266 nucleotides long. NCBI's taxonomy places the organism in Eukaryota, Metazoa, Rotifera, Eurotatoria, Adinetida, Adinetidae. The record is from the annotation of a GenBank genome assembly.